Messenger RNA from Aphidius gifuensis, 773 nucleotides. RefSeq lists its product as uncharacterized. The transcript is spliced from 5 exons. The record is from RefSeq and is a predicted model, not a curated record. Lineage: Eukaryota; Metazoa; Arthropoda; Insecta; Hymenoptera; Braconidae. The coding region runs from base 57 to 773 and encodes 238 amino acids.
UAAUCAAAAUAUACUAUUUUCUAUUUUUUCAAAGAUUAAAAAAUUGUUCAACCAAUAUGUCAUACGAAUUUACAUCGGAUGAGGAAAUAGCCGGUUUUCGCACUGGUGACAAAUUUGUCGAUAUUACAGGUUUUGUUGAUGUGAUAAAUAAUAUAAAAUCUGUCAAUAUUAAAGGUCAACCAAGUUGGUUGUUUGCAGUCAUAUUAAAUAAUAAUUCAAAAGUAAGAAUGCGUGUAAUAUUUUGGGGUGACAAAGCACAAGAAUUCGUCAAAAAAAUAAAAAUGAAUGAGAUUUUGGAAAUUCUUGGAGUUAAUUUAUCAACAUCUAACCCAAAAUUCCGUAAUCCAAAAGACAAUAUUCAUAUUUUGGAAUUUAAUUAUCAAGAUUCAAGUAAGCUGAUUACACAUGGUCUUUUUGUUCAACCAGAAAUAACGCAUAUUGAUUAUCAAAACGUUGAAUUGGAAAAUUUGUUAAAAACAAAAAUUAAAUAUAUUGAAGUUAAAGCUUAUUUAAAAUCAAUGUUAUUAAUGGAAGAAGGAGAGAAGUCUCAUGGCUUAGGAAAAAUUGUUGAUCACAAAGAAAACUACGUCUUGGUUAAAAUUGUCAAUUAUCCAAAAGAAGAUGAACGUUUAAAAAUUGGUGUUGCAGUCAAAAUGCGUGGAGUCAUAUACGAUGAUCUUAAGCAUUCGCUUUUAAACACCAAUUUUUCAAGUAAAAGAUAUGGACGACGUGGAUGUGUUAGAAGAAAAAACGUUGCCAAUUUCACAAGUUAG